Molecule: messenger RNA, 2394 nt
Organism: Aureobasidium uvarum
Lineage: Eukaryota; Fungi; Ascomycota; Dothideomycetes; Dothideales; Saccotheciaceae
Source: the annotation of a GenBank genome assembly
AUGAGCGAGAACUGUCACGCACAUUUCGACGACAAGACUCUGCAGAGAGAAAGGACGAAAGAGUCCAUGGGUUCGCGUAAGAAGUCUGUCGCUGAAAAGGAAGCCGAUAUUGAGUCUGUCUGGUCUGACGAACCGUAUGGCUUGGAAGAGCGCGACUUUAAGAAGAAGCAGUCAACGGGUGUGAUCUAUGGAGAUAUCGGCACCAGUCCUCUUUAUGUCUACUCGUCGACAUUCAGCUCUGAACCCUCGAGAGAUGACCUUCUUGGUGCACUAUCGUUGAUCAUCUGGUCGUUGACUUUGAUCGUCACAGUCAAAUAUGUGUUGAUUGUCCUAGCCGCCGAUGAUGAAGGAGAGGGAGGCACCUUUGCUAUAUACACCCUCUUGUCCCGCUUUAGCGAGAUUAUGAAGAGAGAUCCUCGAACAUACCAUGCGAUCAAGAUGGAACGAUACCCUAAUGCCGAGCUUCCCAGACAGAGUCGCAGUAUCAGAAACUGGCUUGAGAAGUCAAAAGUUGCACAUGCAAUCCUGAAGAUAUUGGCUGUCUUUGGCGUGAGUCUGAUCAUCGCAGACGGUAUCCUUACACCAGCGCAAUCCGUGCUCGGAGCCAUCCAGGGAUUGACAGUGGUCGACCCUGACAUUGGUAGCUCAACCGUCAUCGGUGUCAGUUGCGCUAUUCUCGUUUUGCUGUUUCUCUUACAGCCUCUCGGUAUCCAGAAGCUGGCUAGUUGCUUUGCUCCUAUCGUCAUACUAUGGCUUCUGUUCAACGCAUCGUUCGGUAUCUAUAAUCUUGUCAUGCACGAUUGGACAGUCUUGAAAGCCUUUUCUCCAUACUUUGCUGGACUUUNNUACUUUAUGCGUCUCAGAAAGGAAGGGUGGCUGUCGCUUGGUGGCAUUUUGCUAUGCUUUACCGGUGUCGAGGCUCUAUUCGCUGAUCUUGGUGCUUUCAGCAAGCGAUCUCCGGCAUACAUCUCGCGCAUCCCAUCGGCUUACUCAAACCCCUUCUUUGAGACGGUUCCCCCAGGCAUGUUCUACCCCUCCCUCGUCCUCUCGAUUCUCGCCGCUAUCGUUGCUUCUCAAGCGCUCAUCACCAGCACUUUUCAAUUACUCAUACAACUUAUGCACUCUUCCUACUUCCCUCAGAUCAAGGCCGUAUACACCAGUACCGCCUUUCAUGGACAGGUUUACAUUCCCCUUGCGAACUGGCUCAUGAUGAUUGGUACUGUCAUAGUCACUGCUGUCUACAGCAACGUAAGCAUAACCUUUAUCGACAGAAAGUACAUAACAGCUAACAUGCUUCUAGNNACUACCAAGCUUGGCCACGCAUAUGGUGUCUGCGUCAUCCUCGUCACUUUCAUCACCACAAAUCUGGUAACGCUCGUAGCCUUGAUCGUCUGGAAGAAGAACCCCUUCCUCGUCUUUGCUGUGUGGUUGCCUUUGGUCACUUUAGAUGGUCUCUACCUCUCCUCGGCUCUCACAAAGGUCCCUGAUGGUGCUUGGUUUACACUUCUCCUCGCCAUCCUUCUCGCCUCCUUCUUCAGCCUCUGGCGCUACGGCAAAGAAAAGCAAUGGACCACCGAAGCCAAGAACCAAGCCCAGCUCUCCGAAUUGGUAGCCUACUCUGCAAACAACCUUUCCUCCUCCACUGCCACCCCUGAUCCAUCAGCCAAAAAGACAUUCCAUCUCUCCUGGCGACACGGAGGCGGCGACUUGACAGAAACAAAAGGCAUGGGCAUCUUCUUCGACAAAUCCGGCACCGACAUUCACGUCCCCCAGGUCUACGAGCAUUUUAUCACAAAAUUUGAAGCCCAGAUGCAGGUCGUAGUGUUUUUGCACCUGCGCGCGUUGUCAGAACCUCAUGUGCAUGAAGAAGAUCGCUAUACCAUUGCACGCACACCUUUACCAAACGUCUACCGCAUGACCAUCCGCUAUGGCUAUGUCGACAGAGUGGUUACCCCCGAUCUCGGCAGACUCGUCUACGAGCAAGUGCGCAUGGCCAUUGUGCGUGGUACAGUGAUCAACAGACCCAAGCCCACGGUACCAGAAACCGUGGUUCAAAGUGUACACAACACUAUCCACGAAAACGGUGAUCCGCACGCCACUUCCACCAUCACCACUUUUGCCCCAGAAGUUGAGAUUGGCGAUGAGAAUCAUACUUCGGGGGCCACGGCAUUGAUUACUUCUCGUCGUUUGCGCGCUUUGGAUGAUGCGUUCAAGACGCAAACACUGUAUCUGGUUGGCAAGCAGCAACUGAGGGUCUAUGAGGAUACGGCCAUGUUGAAGAAAACAUUGCUCGCGGCUUUCCUUUUUGUCAGGGAGAAUACCAGAGCCAAGGUUGCACAGCUUGAUGUGCCUGUGGAGAAGCUGGUGGAGGUUGGCUUUGUUGGCGAGAUGUGA